AUAUGUGCGUCACACAAACAAAGCGGCUACGGUUACGGAGGCCAUGUUGACGACGGUCGUCAAGCGACAUUUCGAUUAACCUUACUGGAAACACCCUUUAAAAGUGAACCCGCAAUUCCUAACUCACGCUAAACUGUAACAUAAUACGAUGUCAACGGACGAUUUUCAAACGAAGUACACUUCCUUCAUAGAGAGUGUCGUGAAGAGUACUAUCGCCGAAACGACCAAACUUUUUGAAAGUAUGGUUGACGAAUUAAAGGCUGAAUUGACUAAAGUCAAGACAGAGAACGAAGCCCUUAAACAAACAUGCAGACAGAUGGAGGAUGUGAAAACGCAGGCGAUCAGUGAGUCCGGACAACGUGGUGGUCCGAAGAUGCGGGAUACAGCCGUUCAAUGUGACCUUCUUUCUGGCUAUCUUUUACCGGAAGUGCAGCCAGUCAGGCAAAGCACAGAUGAACAAAAUAAACAAUGUAAUCAAGAAGACUUGGUGUACACCCUGCUGAAGGACCACGACUAUGAUGCUGCAAAAGAUGAAAAUUCAAAGCUGACUGUUUCACUUUCAAACCACGAGGAUUCUGAACCCCUCACAGUUAGCAGGAACAUAUUGUGUGCAGUAGCAGAUUCGCCACCAAACUCUGCUUGUGGAAAUGAAACAGAAGGCCCUGAGAUUGACAAGCAAUGUUUAAAGAGAGAGGUCAGAGAAAAACAUGAGACGCUAGUGGCCACUGUACACCCCAGUUUGGAAGAGGAUCACAAUUUACAUGAGGCACGGAAUCAAUUAAUAGACCCAUUAAAUUAUCUAAACUCACUUGUUAGAAUAAGUAAUAACAUGGGAGUGGCAGCCAGUGCUGGUGAAAUAUUAGCUGAAUUGGGGACCCAAGGAUGUGCUAGUCCAACGACAACCUUUGAAGAACAGUUGGAGGCAUCAAAGGUUAAAAUUCAGCAACCAUCAAUAAAGAAAACGCCAGUACAUGAACAAGCAUAUGUCACUAUGCAGCUACACAGUGGUGUUCCCCUUCCAGUGGAAAGGAAAGAUGAGCCAACACUAGUGGAUAAACAACUAGGAGAGCAAAUUAAAUGUGGCUUGACAGAAGAUAAAACCAAGUGUGAAAGAAAAGUGCCAGUAAACAGAAAAGAGAGAAAACAGCCCUCAGAAAAAGUGAAACGUCUGCAAAAGACCCCAAUGAAAACACCUUUAUCUUCAACUGGUGCUGUUGGUGCAUCACAUGAUGAAGUGAGGAUUUCACCUUCUAAUUGCGAAGAGGUCACGUCUUCAUGUUGGGUUGCAGAGGUCUCCCCAGAUCAACCACAAGAAGCUGUUACCAUUGUUUUUCCAUCAUUGGAAAAGAGAAGAAGCAGUGCAUCAGAAGACGUAGCGAACCAUAACAAUGUACCUCGUAUUGUUUCAGUAUUAUCUUUGUCAGAAGUAGGUUUGUCUUCUGUUUCUGAACAUCCCUGCAUGGACAUGAAAGAAGCUUUGUUUCAUGCCCAGAGUAGUGACAUUCCAUCUGCAUCAAAGUUAUUAAACAACCUAACAACUUUAUCACCAGAAGCAUCGUCGUAUCAGCUCGGGGAACGUACCACCUAUGUAGCGCUUCAGGAUGCAAUGCUACUCGUUGAAGCAAUGGAUCAGUCCACAAAGAAUUGUACCUCCCCACAAGAAAAGGCAACAGCCCAAGACCAGUGUACCUUCUCUGUUACCUUACCAUCUGCGGUACAAUCUUCAUUACCUACCCAAGCAUUGGCAUCACAGUCACCAAACAAGACACUUUUUGUCACUUUUACAAGAGAAUCCAGAAAUUCUCAGACCUACAUUAGAGUUCCUACAGUGCACCAACAUGGUGUUACUUCAUCUGAUAUUAUUACAUCUACAUCAUUGUUGACUGCUCCAGCAAGCAAAUCACAUGAAAAAUGCUCUCUCCAUACUCCAAGUAUAUUGGCAGCACCAUUAGAGACACUGAUAGUCUCAGACUCUGUCCCAAAUAAAAUAUUUUUGUCCAAAUCACCAUCCACUCAUCCACAAUGUAUGAUUGCCCCACUGUCUCCGAACCAGAUUUCAGCUGUUGUGUCAACAGUUGCUGGUGCCCACGAUAAGUCUACAUCUUCGUCUUCAGAACUUUCUCAAGGGAAAAAUGAAGUUACCUUCACAACAGCUGCUCGCCUUGUCAUGUCUGACACAACAAAACAAAGCUCAGGCCCAAUACCACAAACACAAAUAAAAAUUAUAAUUCCCAGAGGUACAGCUGUUGUGGCAAGCCCACCACAACUGUCUGAGACACUAGUUGCACCUACCAACCAGAAUUCAGUUGGACCAGAUGUCACUCUGCCAUCAUCACUGCACCCACACACGUUUACUCAAAUGAUUAAAAACGAAAAGGAAACACCACUGCCAAUUAUUUUAUCCACAUUGUCAUCCCCAAAACUAGAAUGUUUGUCACAGCCGAUCAGCAUUUGUGAAAAUUUACAAAUAACUCCUGGGCAUCAAACAUCAGCAUCAUCAACUAAGAGUGUACGGAUAAACUGUUUUCCACUAGUCCCAUCAAUCAGACUAAUAAGCCUGCCACACCUGACAUUGUCCACCAAAUCAGUUUUGGUUUCACAACUGUUUUCUCAUGGAAAGGAAUCUGAAUUCCUACUACACAGAACCUCAUCUUUGAUCAAUGACCAGGCAUCAGAAUCAACAGUCUGUCCAUUCGAAGUCUCUUUAUCAACCAACAUGUUUCCCAAUUUAAAACAAACUUCUGUUGCUGAAACUGUAAAUGCCUCUUCGAUAUCAAAGAAGGGAUCACCAUACUCAAGAUUGAUAGGGGAGCGAGCCACUUGUUUGUCACCCUGUAUACCUUCCAGUGUGUCCAACCCAGUCUUGGAUAAAUCAACAAUGGACUUUGCAAAGGCAGGGUUUUCAGCUGAAUCUGAUCAAGCACAUAAAACAUCUUUACCUCUGGAUGAGAAUAUUAUCAACAAUGCAGAGCAGAAUUGUGGUUCACGAAAUGACUGUCCUACCCCUUUACAGGUAUCCCCCAUCACCAAGGACAUAUCUGACCCUCAUUUACAAUUGACAAAAACUCAGUUCCUUGCACAGUUGGCAGUGUCACCUGUAAUCCAAGAUGCCCAAAAGGUAUUAACAAUUGAGUCUACAGAUGUCCAAAGCGUGUGUGAAGGCACCAGUACCGAUGGCAAGAGGAAGUCACAGAAAAAUUCCAUUGUUGCCCGUCUCCGAUGUCAUCUCAAAAUGCACUCUCAAACUAAAAGAACAAAAACAAUCCCAGAACAACUGACAGGCAAACAGCAUCCCGCUGAAAGCCCCAAGAAACACAGAUUAGAGAACUUUAGUACUACUGACCAAGAGUCUACCAAUGAGCUUAUUCAUGUUUGCACAAAUGUAGCCAGUUCCCUGAGUCCCACAGGGACACUAUCAGAAACUGAGUUUUUCCAAGAAAGUCCCAGGAAUCACCAAAGUACCGAUAUCAGUUCAACUGAAAGUAGGACUACAUUUGAGCCUGUUUCUGUUACCCCCCAAAACCUAGGCGUAAGUAAGUCUAGUUCAGCUCUAAAAAACACUACAGACAGCGCUUUAAUUAUCCCCUCACUGCCACAAACCGAAAUAAACGUCAGCCAUGUAAACCCAACUAAACAUGCAUUCAAGUCUGACAGUAUAACAAUGGGAGAUACUAUUGAACACAUUCCAAUAAACUCUAAAAGGCCCUUUUUUGCUGAAGGUUGUGCAAGCAAAACAUUUGAAUCUAUUAUAUAUCCACAAUCAAGCUCGACCACAGAUACACCUGACAUGACAAAUACGAAAUUAUCCCCACAGAGUAGUUUUCCGUCCAACCCAUGUACCAAUAAUGCUGUCUCUGAAAAGUCAGGAGAUUCUAGUCAGAGUCCCGCAUCAAGUUUAACUAUAGAUAAACUUUGUCUUACACAAACAACAUUCCCUGUUGGGAUCACUGGAAAGCCUAGCACCAAUAAAGAUGAGACUAGCCAAAAUAAGUUAAAAGCCACUACUGUGUGUCUAAGGUCAAGUACAACUCAAGUUACCCCUCUAAAGACUAAAUAUCCACCUGGAAGUCAGAAGAGGUGUUUCUCUGCUAAGGAAAAUGCUAGUAAUAAAAAGACCCAAUUAAAUUGUCAUCGAGAUCAAUCUGCCCAUACAAAGACAUCUCCUUCGCCUCCUCCUAGGACAAGAUUAACUAGAGAUUAUACAUCCCCAAAAAAGUCCCAAUUACCUCCCCUUAGUCAGAAUGAGUCCACUACCGUUAUUCAGAAUGAGUCCAGUUUGAUUAAAAAAUUUCCCAGCCCUAAAAUGCCUUACUGUGAAUCUCUCAGGAGUUGCAAGUUUGCUAAAGAAGAACAUACCACCAAAAAGAUAAAAAGAAAAUCAAAUUCGUUAUUUGGGAAAACUGUUGCCGCAAGUGCUUGGUGGCCCAAAUUGGCUAAAAAUAGUGCAAGUUCAAGUAAUACUGUGGAAAGUACUGCUAAGAAAUCUAGAUUCAACCAAACUUGUACUGUUUCAGAAAAUGUAAAGGUACAAAAUGCAAAGCAAUUAUCCAAAGCAGCAAAAGCUACAAAUAUAGCAAACAUUGAGCAAACUAAAUUAAAGAAUACUAAGCAAGUAAUACACCAUUAUACCAGUGAUGUAACAGGAAACAAAUAUACUUCUCAGCUUGUAUGGACCGCCCCUACAACGCGAGCUAGGGAAGCCGCCUCAUUAAGAGAAAUGAGGUUAGCAAUUUUACCAGUUCAGAGAGAGACACGCUCCCCAAGAUCUCAGAAUCGUUCUGUAGUAUCUCCCCAAUGUCUUUCGCACCACCUGACACAUGUCAAAGACCCACCUAUCGUAUCACCACUGCACCCUCUAGCGGUCAUUGGUGAGCGGCUGCUCAAGAACCAGUGUGGGGAAUGUGGUCGUGUUCUUAGCAGCAGCGCUGCUCUCGAAAGCCAUGUCAGUCUCCAUACCGGUCACAGACCAUUCUCUUGCACACUCUGUGGAAAGAGCUUCCCUGACUCCAAGGGUCUGAAACGACAUGGCAGAGUGCAUCGCAAUGGUAGGAUCCAUAUCUGUCAGCAGUGUGGGAAGGGGUUUGUCUAUGGCUUUGGCCUCACCAAACAUCUCCAGAUGGUACAUGGGAAAGUCAAGCCAUUUGUGUGUCAGAUCUGCAACAAGGCAUUCUUCACAAAGCGAGAUGUGGAGGCCCACAUACGAAUCCAUACAGGGGAGAAACCAUUCCAGUGCCAUCUCUGUGAAAAAAAGUUUGCAAGGAGAGUUGAACUAAAUGUGCAUCUGAGGUGGCAUAACGGGGAGAAAAGACACUGGUGCCCAUAUUGUGGAAAAGGAUUUUUAGACUACAACAACAUGAAAAGACACAAGUAUAUCCAUACAGGAGAGAAACCACAUUCUUGCCCACAUUGUCCCAAACACUUUACACAGUCUGGACACCUGAAAAAGCAUGUUAAAAAUGUACAUAAGGUCAAAUAAGAGACCCUGCAAGUUGGCUUCUUUCAAGGUCCCAUGCCACACCUAUUUUGUGUGUAUAUGUAUGUAUGUAUUUAUUUUACAAUCUUUGAUGUCCUUUUAUCAUGUUUUCAAGAUAAUUUGGGUUGUAAAUGCCGUUUUUCAAGCUAUUUCAGUUUGUCCACAACACCUGGCAGAUGAGAUGGCUGGAUUUCUCAUUAUUUGCUCUGUGAAUAAGCUUUCCUCUGAUUGGAUCACUGUUCUCCUUAAUUUGAAUAUGGAAAACACAUUUGCUCUGAUUCGGAGUAGGCUAUAUCUCACCAUCGAUCCAUGAUUAUAUUUCUUAAUAGAGUGUGUGUGUGUGUGUGUGUGUGUGUGUGUGUGAGAGAGAGAGAGAGAAAAGAAUGAGUGAGAGUGUAAAAGUGUGGCUUGUGGUAUUGCUAGCUUGGUUCACGUUAAAGUACAACCGAACGCUGGAAAUAGUUACUUAUUACAUGCGCCAACUUCCUUGCUCACAAUUCUCUAGGCCUGCUCUUUCUUCUAACGGUCCCGGUAUUGGUAGCAGGAGUUAUCAAAAUGUCAUGGGUGCACACAAAGUGACGAUCAAUUUUUCCGUCCAUAGUUAUGCACAAGAACUCCAGAACGUUGUGUGUGACGCAGUAUAUUCUUGAUGCUGACUGACUAUCGCGACACAGAGUCACGAGUUUGAGUUAAGUGAGUGCGUACCAAACACAAAGUGGGCAGGUAUUUGAAUAAUGAGUAGCGUAACUCCAUCACGACGACACUUCAAACCAAUUGGCUGGUUUUCUUGGCUUUGGCCUAUCAAAGGCUAAUUAAUACAAUUGACAAACUGCAUAGAUGUCAAACUUAAACCAUGUCAUAGACUAACUUUGACCUAUGUUAUGCAUAAAACAUUUAAAAAAUUGGACCUUGAUGGCAUGGGACCUUUAAAUGCAAAUGUAUUUUUUUGUGAGUUUUUUUAAUUUUUAUUACAACAAUAAUUGAUAUAGGUGAUGUGUAAAAUGAAAUUGUCCUGUCUAGUUUUAAUAUAUUCAUUACUUUUAUUUAUGGUAUCUAUAAAAUAAGCAACAAGAUGAAUAAACAUUUUCCCAUCUAGUUCCUUUCCUCCUACAAUUCAGUGUCUGAAUCCCUUUUGAAGUAAAUGUUGCAUAAAAAACUCA
Molecule: messenger RNA, 6633 nt
Organism: Phyllopteryx taeniolatus (common seadragon)
Lineage: Eukaryota; Metazoa; Chordata; Actinopteri; Syngnathiformes; Syngnathidae
Exons: 5
Coding region: 149-5476 (1775 amino acids)
Biological process (GO): regulation of transcription by RNA polymerase II
Molecular function (GO): RNA polymerase II cis-regulatory region sequence-specific DNA binding; DNA-binding transcription factor activity
Source: RefSeq, a predicted model, not a curated record